This is a messenger RNA of Zychaea mexicana, 414 nucleotides long. RefSeq lists its product as uncharacterized. The transcript has 3 exons. Lineage: Eukaryota; Fungi; Mucoromycota; Mucoromycetes; Mucorales; Lichtheimiaceae. The record is from RefSeq and is a predicted model, not a curated record. The coding region runs from base 1 to 414 and encodes 137 amino acids.
AUGGACACACCUGAUUCCACUGCUACUACUCAAUCAGCACCUGAACCUGAACCAACAUUUGAUCGUCAGGUCAAAAUGCUGCAGCCUCCAUCUAAUGCUCCAGCAAGAGUUGAACUUCCUGAGUCCUUCUUUAAAUUAACGGCCAACGAGAUAAAAAGUCUCUACAAGUCUCAUGUCGAACAACGUGAAAAUUUAGAAAACAGGCCAUUGAAGACACAAAAGAUUCGUCAGGCCGAGGAAAUGGAUCGUAUGAAGAAAUACCCACGGACGACCAUCCGUAUCCGGUUUCCAGAUAGCACUAUCUUGCAAGCUGUGUUCAGAUCCCAAGAAAAAGGUAAAAGGAUGCAUUCGCAGCAGACAACAAUGAAGAUAGGAAAAAGGCAAAGAGACACAACAAAAAAGCAGGGUUACUGA